This is a messenger RNA of Priapulus caudatus, 2842 nucleotides long. RefSeq names its product ubiquitin-like modifier-activating enzyme 6. The record is from RefSeq and is a predicted model, not a curated record. Gene Ontology annotation, biological process: protein sumoylation. The transcript is spliced from 26 exons. Gene Ontology annotation, cellular component: cytoplasm; SUMO activating enzyme complex. Bases 41 to 2842 code for a protein of 933 amino acids. NCBI's taxonomy places the organism in Eukaryota, Metazoa, Priapulida, Priapulimorpha, Priapulimorphida, Priapulidae. Gene Ontology annotation, molecular function: SUMO activating enzyme activity.
CAUCAGUGCACUAGUGAGACUUGUAUUGAUUGACACUACAAUGGAUACAGAAAUCGAUGAUUCUUUAUACAGCCGGCAACGAUAUGUCCUGGGAGAUAGUGCAAUGCAGAAGAUGGCUAGAUCCAAUGUUCUCAUUGUAGGACUUGGAGGACUGGGAGUCGAAAUAGCAAAGGACAUCGUCCUUGCCGGUGUAAAGAGUCUUACGGUGCAAGACUGGAAAGUGGCUACAUACCAUGACCUAGGCACUCAGUUUUUCUUGACUGAAGACGAUGUCAUCAACCAAAGAAAUGGUAUUAGUAUUUGCAUAAAGUCACAAGUAUUGUGUGUGAUUCUGACGCGACUGCCGAUAAGUCUUCAGAUAAAGGUCGACAACUUUUGUCGUAACCAUAGCAACCCAAUAAAGUUCAUAGCCACCAGCCUGUAUGGCAUGUUUGGGUCCAUCUUUUGUGACUUUGGAGAUGAGUUUGAGGUGAUCGACAAGAAUGGAGAGGAACCAAAGGAAGUCUUUGUUGCAAACAUAUCGAAGGGAAAGUCUGGCCUAGUGACAUGCCUUGAGAACGGAAUGCAUGGCUUUGAAAGUGGUAACAUAGUUACCUUCAAGGAAGUCGGCGGCAUGGAAAAGGUCAAUGGGAAGCAGUUUGUGAUAAAUGUGGCGUCGCCGUAUUCGUUCAGCAUCGGCGACACGGCGGGCGACGUCUUUCAGCCGUACACGACCGGCGGAAUCGCCGUCGAGGUCAAAGUUCCUCAGACCGUCAAGUUUCGUUCGCUGGAGGAGCAAAUAGCCAACCCCGACAUUGUCUCGGCUGACCUACAGAAGAUGGAGACGGCGUGUGACGUGCACGUUGGAUUCCUCGCCCUGUACGAGUUCUCCCGCGCGUCCAGCCGCCUGCCCAACGUGCGUUGCCGCGGCGACGCAGCCGAGCUGACUCGCCUCGCGACGCAGAUCAACGGACGCAUGAAGGAGCCGGUAGAGAAGCUGGAUGAGGAGCUACUGGCAGCCAUGUCUUACACUGCGCAGGGAGCCUUCGGCCCCCUGGCGUGCGCCAUCGGUGGCAUCGUCGCCCAGGAGGCACUGAAGGCAGUCACGGGAAAGUUCUCGCCGCUGCAACAAUGGGCUAUCGUCGUUUGCUUUGCGCAUGUGCAGAAAUCCAAGAGCGUCGUGGGAGCGGACGCGGCGCGGCAGAUCAACCCUCAGCUGCAGAUACUCGCUCAGCAGAACAGAGUGUGCCCUCAGAGCGAGCAGACGUACUCGGACGACUUCUUCACGCGCCAGCACGUCGUCGUCAACGCGCUGGACAACGUCGAGGCGCGUCGCUACAUCGACGGACGCUGCGUCACCAACCAGAGGGCGCUGCUCGACUCCGGCACGCUCGGCGCAAAGGGUCACGUGCAGGUGAUCGUGCCGCACCUGACCGAGUCGUACAGCAGCCAGCAGGAUCCCGUAGAGCAGGACAUCCCGUACUGCACCGUCAAGUCGUUCCCGGCCGUCAUCGAGCACACGAUACAGUGGGUGCGUGACAAGUUUGAGAGCUCGUUCGCGAUGAAGCCUGCGAUGUACAACAAGUUCUGGACGUCGCACGGCCCACCGGACGCGGUCGUGCGCGCGGUCCGCGACGGCCGCAGCCUCGACAACCUCCCCCACGUCGUCAAGGUCGUCUCCUCGCGGCCACGCGCCUGGACCGACUGCCUGCAGCUCGCACGCCGCAAGUUCGAGAAGUACUUCAGUCACAAGGCGAAGCACCUCAGACAUGCGUUUCCUCUUGACACCAAGUUGAGGGAUGGCUCGUUGUUUUGGCAGUCGCCGAAGCGACCGCCGUCGCACAUUCAGUUUGACAUCUGCAACUCUCUACAUGUUGACUGCGUCGUGGUCACGGCGAAACUUUACGCGCAAGUUUACGGUCUCGCCAUCACCGAGGAGGACUUGUCACCUCAGUGCAUCGAUCAGAUCAUCUCUAACAUCACCGUGGUACCUUGGAGACCGUCGUCCAAGGCGAUAGAGACGGACGAGUCGGUGACGCGUCCCGCCGAGCCCCACGUGGCAAGCAUCGACGAUCUUCAGGCCGUCGAGACGCUGCUGCAGAACGCCAUACAGGCCGGACAGCUGGACGCAGGCGACCUUGCGCUGCAGCCGUUGACCUUCGAGAAGGACGACGACAGCAACGGACACGUGGACUUCAUGACGGCCGUGUCGAACUUGCGCGCGUGCAUGUACGGCAUCGAGCCAGUCGACCGCCUGAAGAGCGAUUCGAAUCGGGAUUCCAAAUCGGACUGCAAAUCCAAGCCUUCGCUGCGUGCAUGUACGCAUCGAGCCAGCCGACCGCCUGAGACUAAACGCAUCGCCGGACGCAUUGUGCCGGCCAUCGCCACGACGACGGCUUCCGUCGCUGGCCCUGCGCGACUUGCGAGCUCGUCAACGGUGGCGCUAGCGUCGCCGGCCGCGGGCGGGGCGGCGGGGGACGCAACAGAACGCUUCCUCAACCUCGCACUUCCGGUGAUCGUGGUCGCUAAGCCGGCGCCGUGCCAGUGCACGCAGCUCAGUGACAGCGUGCACAUAACGCUGUGGGACCGCUGGGAAGUAAAAGGUCACAAGGACUUCACUCUCAACAACUUCAUAAAAGCCGUGCGAGACGAGCACGGCAUGACGGUGACGAUGGUUGUUCACGGAGUGAAGAUGGUCUACGUUCCAAUCAUGCCCGGCCACAAGAAGAGACUCACGCAGCCGAUGCUGAAGCUGAUGCGGAUUCCGGCGGGACAGAGUUACGUCGACCUGACCGUCUCCCUGGAGGACGAUGCCACGCGUCGCGAGGUUGCAGGCCCGCCAAUCAGAUACUUCUUCAAGUGA